AGACGUUCACAGAGGCAGUCAAAACAAACUGUACACGUAUGAUUGUGUUGAUUGAUGAAAAGUUUUCUCAGUUGCUGGAAGAUGAAUACAUGAUGUUCAAACUUGCUUUCAAUGAUCUCGUAGAAGCAGAAAAAGAGGUUCAAUUAGUCAAUUAUCUUGAUGAUGACGAAAUCUUCCGAGAAGUAAAGUAUAAGCUUCCUAGGGCCAUGAGAAAAAAUAUUAUUCCUAACACUCGGUUCCUCAACAGUACCAAUGGUCAUGUGGCUCUUGAAGAUCAUGCUACAACAGCUACACAGGUUGGCAACAACAACCAUAUGGAAGUCCCUCCGGAGGCUGGCAAUAUACGCGCACAGCAAAUCGGGAGAAGCAACACGUUUACCGCAUCCAGUGGCCCAUCAAUUCAGGGCUACGAGUUGACCGUAAAGACGCCUGACACAGACUACGAAUUGUGUGUAGAAAUGAAGAAGCACAUCGACAAGAACAUAGACAACAUUAACAUCUCCCUGAAACCACACAACGCCAGAGUGGAGUCCACCAGUCUGGGAUCUGUCAUCAUCAGGGUGGCAGUGGAGCCUGGCACAAAACUUGGACCAGUUUGGCUGAGAGAGGUCAUCACAAAGAUCCUGUCUGAAGACAUCAUUGCUAAACUGCCAAAAGGCACCAGCAUGGAAGUCAACAUCAGUGCAUCUCUUCCACUCACACCUCUGGAUGUGGAUAUAUUCGAGUUUGAAGGUGAAAACGAAGCCACCCAUUGGAUGACAGAAUAUACAUCUGACAUUCACAGGAGGGAUAAAACUGGUCGCAACAUGCUCCACCAAGCGGUCAGAAUAGGAAAUAGGGCUGCUGUAAUUUUCAGUCUAAUAUCAGGCUGCCUUGUAAAUGAUCAAGAUUGUCAUGGGAAUACUCCUCUUCACUAUGCAGCAAUGUCAGGUCAAACGGGUGCGUCCUUGUCCAGACUGCUCGUUGAAGGAGGAGCCAGCAUUGACGUGGUUAACAGGGUUGGAUGCACACCACUACAUCGUGCUGUCACAAAGAGGAACCUGGAGAUGGUCGAACUCUUUGCAAGAAAGUUUGGAGUGAAAGAGAGCACUCCUACAGCCAAUAAAAAAAUAGAGUUAUCUUCCCUUAUACAUCUCUUGGUCAAACAAGGAGGAGAUGUCAAUGCCCUCAACAGAAAACGUCUCACACCACUGCAUGUGGCUGCUUCAUCACAGAGGUUUGAUGUUAUUGUGGCAUUAUUGACCGAAGGCGCGGACGCGAAUGUUGUUCAUGAAAAUGGUCAAACUCUGUUGCACCAUGUAUUGGGGUUGAGUAAGCCUAACAGGAAAAUGUAUGAAGGGUUGAAUAAGCCUAACCGGAAAAAUCCGAAGAAACACCUGCGAGAAAAGCCUGUCACACAAUCAUCUGGAGAUACAUGUAAACCUGAUGAUAAUGGAGCUAGUAAAGCACAAUCUUCAGUGUUGGACAUACCAGACAGUGAAGGUAAUACUCCACUUCAGAGUGCACUCAAAUCUAACUUCACACAAGCUGCUAUCAUUCUGUUGAAUGCUGGGGCAAAUGCAAAUACCAAGAACAAGAAAAUGGACACACCCCUCCAUACAGUUACUAGAAAUACAAACAUUGAGAAUACUAUCACUGAACGUGAUGCAGUAGUGAAGAUUAUUGAAUUCAGCAGAGAUGUGAAUGUUACAGAUAAGCAAGGCAAUACACCUCUGAUGUUGGCUGUCGAGAAGAACAAAAACAUCUCACCCCUGCUCAAAGCUGGCGCUGAUGUCAAUGCUCAAAAUAUACAUGGUGACACACCGCUGAUCAUAGCUGUUAAACACAACAGUCGGAUAAUGGAAACAUUACUGGAGGCCGGAUCUGAAGUGUCCACCGGCAAUACACAACUUCUACUGAAAGCAGGAGCUGACGUCGAUGCACCCAUAAAUGAGAGACAAAGCAACACCGAACAACUGAUUGCCGCUGGAGCUGACGUCAAUGUUCAAAACAAAGAUGGUACCACGCCUCUGAUGUUGGCUCUUAAUACAGGACGGGAUAUCGCACCACUACUCACAGCUGGGGCAGAUGUAAAUUCAAAAAAAGGAUUGGGUAGAACAGCGCUGCAUCUUGUUGGUGAACAACAAGAUCACAGGUAUGGAGCCGCAGUCAUAAACAAGAGCCUCACAGAUCAACUGAUUGCUGCUGGAGCUGACGUCAAAGUUCAAGACAAAGAUGGUAACACGCCUCUGAUGAUGGCUGUAAAGACAGGACGGGAUAUCGCACCACUACUCACAGCUGGGGCAGAUGUAAAUUCAAAAAAUGGAUUGGGUAGAACAGCGCUGCAUCUUGUUGGUGAACAACAAGAUCACAGGUAUGGAGCCGCAGUCAUAAACAAGAGCCUCACAGAUCAACUGAUUGCUGCUGGAGCUGACGUCAAAUUUCAAGACAAAGAUGGUAACACGCCUCUGAUGAUGGCUGUAAAGACAGGACGGGAUAUCGCACCACUACUCACAGCUGGGGCAGAUGUAAAUUCAAAAAAUGGAUUGGGUAGAACAGCGCUGCAUCUUGUUGGUGAACAACAAGAUCACAGGUAUGGAGCCGCAGUCAUAAACAAGAGCCUCACAGAUCAACUGAUUGCUGCUGGAGCUGACGUCAAAGUUCAAGACAAAGAUGGUAACACGCCUCUGAUGAUAGCUGUAAAGACAGGACGGGAUAUCUCACCACUACUCACAGCUGGGGCAGAUGUUAAUUCAAAAAAUGGAUUGGGUAGAACAGCCCUUCAUCUUGUUAGUGCACGCGAUUAUCACCUGUAUAGGGCCACAGUCACACAUGAGAGCCUCACAGAACAACUGAUUGCUGCUGGAGCUGACGUCAAUGUUCAAGACAAAGAUGGUAACACGCCUCUUCACAUUUGUGUAAAGAAUAAUGAUUACCGUUCUGUCAAAGUCCUUUUGAGUGUUUUACGGUCUGAUGUCAAUAUUACAAAUAGAAAUGGAAAAUCAGCAUUGGACCUCGCUGAAGAAGCUGUAUUACCAACACAUUUUGGUAUUAGGGGAAAAUUCAGGAAAAUACCACAAAUAUCUUUUGGUACACCUGGAUAUUCUCAUGAUCCUGAAAAGGAUAAAAAAGCAAAAAUACAUGCAAUCCUCAGCAGACAUCCAGAUCUCAAUGCUGAAAACCACAGUGACAGAACCCCUUUGAACAUUGCUAAAAUGUCAAGCGACAUAUCUCUUAAAGAACUUCUGUUAUCUAGAGGAAUAACGUCAGAGGAGUCAACAUAUGGCUCGUCGAGGCCAAGACCUCAUUAUUCAUCAUCAGAAAAGACGAAAUUGAAAAUGCAAGAAAAGACUAAAAACCCGUGGAAGGGAAUGUUUGAAGGGAAUAUGGACGUCCAUUAGAUCAAUGUCACAAAAAGGAACUUGAUUAUGUGUUGACAAGAUAGGCAAUUGUCCUACCCAAAACUAGCCAUUGUUGCAGACAUUAUGCAUUUCUAGUGCGUGACUGGAUAAUCACUAUCAUAACUUCGAACGUUUGUAACUAAUAGAUGUAUUUUCAAUGAAUUUUAAGUAAGAAUUACCUUGCUUACGAACGAGUGUUGCGUAAUUCCUAUCUGUGUAUAUGUUUCAAAAUUAUUUUAGCUUUUCAGACGUAGUACAUUUUGAUAAUAUGUAUUUUGGUGUAUAUGAAAGUAAGGGAUGGUCUUAAUAGAAGGUUAAUGGUUGGCACAAUUAAGAUGCUACAAGUCUUCAGUUUGAAUGAUUUUAUAUGUUUAAUGUGGACAUUGCACCUCUUGAGUAAUUCAUUUUGUUUUCAGUCAGGACAUAUACAUAGGUAUACAUGGAGAAGCUGUAUCAUGUUCAACCAAACUUUGAUUGAGAAUAUUAUGUUUCAUUUUUUUACGUUUGUAUAUACAUGUACACUUGUGAAUUAGUUUUACGCCUCAUGCAUAUGCCUGUCAAAACACAAUAUACUUAUUGAUUAUACUAAUUGAUUGUAUGUACAUGGAUAUAGCACACAAUGUUUGGUAAAUACAUAUUAAAAGUUUGGUAAAUCAGUGAUCUAUGAUUUCUUGUGAGCAGUGUAGGUUGAUACUACAUUUGUCCUCAGUACUUCUUAAGCCUUCAUAAUUGUAGUUGCCAGUUUAUUCAGUCUAUUGGCUGGGUUGGUUUUAUACAUCAAUAGAUACUUGUUAUUUAUCUGAACGUGUUAUCUCUUGGUGAAUUGUAUCAGACGGAAUAUUUUGUUGAUUGUACAAGAUUUACAACUGGUAAAAACUUGACCAUUUUUGUUUUUCAUGUUCGUUAGUUAAGACAAAUAAACUCUUUGAGCUAUUUCUAUGACCUUAUAAAAGGAUGCAUUGAUAAAAGAAGUUCCCUUUUUACAAAUCAUUUUUUAAAUCAUUGUUUAACAUUCUAU
Haliotis rufescens (red abalone) is the source of this 4398-nucleotide messenger RNA. Its product is annotated as serine/threonine-protein phosphatase 6 regulatory ankyrin repeat subunit C-like. Gene Ontology annotation, molecular function: protein binding. The coding region runs from base 39 to 3380 and encodes 1113 amino acids. NCBI's taxonomy places the organism in Eukaryota, Metazoa, Mollusca, Gastropoda, Lepetellida, Haliotidae. The transcript is spliced from 5 exons. The record is from RefSeq and is a predicted model, not a curated record.